Phycodurus eques (leafy seadragon) is the source of this 843-nucleotide messenger RNA. Its product is annotated as teneurin-3. Gene Ontology annotation, biological process: signal transduction. NCBI's taxonomy places the organism in Eukaryota, Metazoa, Chordata, Actinopteri, Syngnathiformes, Syngnathidae. The record is from RefSeq and is a predicted model, not a curated record. The transcript has 4 exons. The coding region runs from base 43 to 843 and encodes 266 amino acids. Gene Ontology annotation, cellular component: membrane.
AAAGGCCAAAAAGUGGGGUGACGGUGAAGGCAUGCGGGCAGCAUGGAACGGGUGAGGGAGCAGCGGCCGUUCUGCUCGCUCUCCAGGAGCCAGCGAGAGCACCGCGAGCGCGACGGAGAACCCGAACGCAAGUGCCGUUACGUCUCGGAGCGCGAGGACGCCGCCCGCGACUCCGCCGCGCCGUCCUGUCGCGUGCCCACGCAGAAGUCGUACAGCUCCAGCGAGACGCUCGAGGCCUUCGAGCAUGACCCGGCGCGGAUGCUCUUCGGGGGCAGGGUCAAGGAGAUGGCGCGCCAGGAGAGUGCCGCUGAGUACAGCCGGCCAGGGCAGACGUUCUCGCUGAGGCAGCUCGGCAUCUGCGAGCCUCGCCGAGGCCUGGCGCAGUGCCCCGAGAGGGGCCCGUCGCACCCCCUCGGCACCUACGCCCGGGGGCCCGCCUCCGCCUCGCAGGGGUGCGAACCCCAGUCCCCGGAACGUACCGUCGCCCUUUGGGGGAAGGGGGGCGGCAACUCGUGCCUCUCCAGCCGCUCCAACUCGGCGCUCACGCUCACCGACACGGAAAUGGACAACAAGUCAGACAACGAGAUGGGUGACCGUCUGUCCAGUCCUCAGGGUCCUCCCCCCCUGCCGCCGGCCCCCCCGGCGCCACCCCACAAGCAGCACCCUUCCAUCACGUCCCUGAGUCGCGGCUCGCUGGCCAAUCAGAGGGCCGCGAGCCCGCCACCCGCCGCCGGCCUGGCGGCCGAUUUGCAGAACACGGCGGAAUGCGUCCAGCUGCAGGACAGCUGGGUGCUGGGCAGCAAUGUGGCCCUGGAGAGCCGACUCAGCGGGACUUUGGACUAG